AGGGUGAGAUCGAGAUGGCAACAGAAUGCUUAGCCCUUAUUGGUGGACAAGCGCGCUAGACGCAUAGCCGCGGUGCUGGAGCUCAGAGACAGCUGCCUUCGUAUCUUCCCUUGGUGCUGUUGUAUCCGUCAUCGCAGCUUCCCAAUAUCAUCAGCCAUCUUCCUUCUGCUUACCGACUAUUAUCAAGCUCUUCCUCAGUGCUCAACGUCCUAUUAUACCUCAUUCAAUAACGUAGCAAGCUUUAUACAGCACCAACAUGGCGUCGGGCUACGAUAGAGCACUUUCAGUUUUCAGGUAAACGAGUUGCCAUUCAUCUCAUGAAUACCCUUGUCUAACCCAUUCCAGUCCCGAUGGACACGUCUUCCAGGUGGAAUAUGCUCUAGAAGCUGUGAAGAGAGGGACAUGUGCCGUCGGUGUCAAGGGAAAAGAUAUUGUCGUGUUGGGCUGCGAGAAACGAUCCGCCAUGAAACUCCAAGAUACCCGCAUCACGCCCUCGAAGAUCGGUUUAAUUGAUACCCACGUCUGCCUUGCCUUUGCCGGCCUGAACGCCGAUGCUCGAAUCUUAAUCGACAAAGCUCGACUAGAAGCGCAGUCUCACCGCCUGACCGUUGAAGAUCCCGUAACCAUCGAAUACAUUACCAAAUAUGUCGCCGGUGUGCAACAACGAUACACUCAGAGUGGUGGUGUCCGUCCAUUCGGUAUCAGUACUUUGAUUGUCGGCUUUGAUAAGGGUGAUAAUACUCCUCGGCUGUAUCAGACCGAGCCUUCUGGAAUCUACUCUGCAUGGAAAGCAAAUGCUAUCGGCCGCUCGAGCAAGACCGUCCGUGAAUUCCUCGAAAGAAACCACAAGGACAAUAUGGAUCGUGAAGCCACCCUUCAACUCACUAUCAAGUCGUUACUGGAAGUUGUGCAGACCGGCGCAAAGAACAUUGAGAUUGCUAUAAUGGCACCUGGCAAGCCCAUAGAGAUGCUUCCUACGGAGCACAUCGAGGCUUACGUCAAGAGUAUCGAAGCUGAGAAACAGGAAGAGGCGGCCAAGAAGAAGACUGGACGGACGCCGGGAACUGGAACAGCUGCCAUUCUGACACGAGCAGGCACUACAGGCGAAGGUUCUGAGAGCUAGAGUAGUUACGGAGUAUCUGGAUGGCAGAUGUAAUAGAGCAAGGGGCGAAUAUUACAAAUAAAUGGAAUUUUAUGUCGUGC
Molecule: messenger RNA, 1203 nt
Organism: Talaromyces stipitatus ATCC 10500
Lineage: Eukaryota; Fungi; Ascomycota; Eurotiomycetes; Eurotiales; Trichocomaceae
Product: proteasome component Pre6, putative
Exons: 4
Coding region: 464-1123 (219 amino acids)
Biological process (GO): ubiquitin-dependent protein catabolic process
Cellular component (GO): proteasome core complex, alpha-subunit complex; proteasome core complex; nucleus
Source: RefSeq, a predicted model, not a curated record